Molecule: messenger RNA, 1198 nt
Organism: Fulmarus glacialis (Northern fulmar)
Lineage: Eukaryota; Metazoa; Chordata; Aves; Procellariiformes; Procellariidae
Gene: RPL5
Product: ribosomal protein L5
Exons: 8
Coding region: 1-1137 (378 amino acids)
Biological process (GO): translation; ribosomal large subunit assembly
Cellular component (GO): cytosolic large ribosomal subunit; ribosome
Molecular function (GO): 5S rRNA binding; structural constituent of ribosome
Source: RefSeq, a predicted model, not a curated record
AUGUCGGCAGAGCUCGUUGUGUCGCUGAAUGGCGGGGGGGGCUGCAGGAGCAGCCGGCUCCGCGGCAGAACUCGCCAGAGCAAUAACUGGCUGGGGCGGUGGGGGUGGCUGGGAAUGGCCGCGGUUACUGCUUCGGUCCGCGCUGGCAGACGUUCAGUUAACAAAUACGAUCUCUGUUUUUCUGCUGAAACUCUAUGGAGUUAUGGGGAGAAAUGUGCAUCGAUUCCUUUACACUUCUUAUUCAAGGGGUUUGUGAAAGUUGUCAAGAAUAAGGCGUACUUCAAGAGAUACCAAGUGAAAUUCAGGAGAAGGAGAGAGGGAAAAACUGAUUACUAUGCCCGCAAACGUUUGGUAAUUCAAGAUAAAAACAAGUACAACACCCCUAAAUAUAGGAUGAUUGUGCGUGUUACCAACAGAGACAUCAUUUGCCAGAUUGCCUAUGCCAGAAUUGAAGGCGACAUGAUUGUCUGUGCUGCUUAUGCCCAUGAGCUGCCAAAAUACGGCGUGAAGGUUGGCCUGACCAAUUAUGCAGCAGCGUACUGUACAGGUCUGCUGUUGGCACGCAGGCUUCUGAACAAAUUUGGCCUUGAUAAGAUCUAUGAAGGCCAAGUUGAAGUGACUGGUGAUGAAUACAACGUGGAAAGUGUGGAUGGAAAGCCUGGUGCUUUCACAUGCUACCUAGACGCAGGCCUUGCCAGAACUACCACUGGAAACAAAGUCUUUGGUGCUCUGAAGGGUGCAGUGGAUGGUGGUCUGUCCAUCCCUCAUAGUACCAAACGUUUCCCUGGUUAUGACUCGGAAAGCAAAGAAUUCAAUGCAGAGGUUCACCGCAAGCAUAUCAUGGGCCAGAAUGUUGCAGAUUAUAUGCGUUAUCUGAUGGAGGAGGAUGAAGAUGCUUACAAAAAACAGUUCUCCCAAUACAUAAAGAACAACGUAACACCUGAUGGGAUGGAAGAAAUGUAUAAAAAAGCCCAUGCUGCUAUACGGGAUAAUCCAGUGCAUGAGAAGAAACCCAAGAGAGAAGUCAAGAAAAAGAGAUGGAACUGUCCCAAGAUGUCCCUUGCCCAGAAGAAAGAUCGUGUUGCUCAGAAGAAGGCUAGCUUUCUCAGGGCCCAGGAGCGCGCAGCUGAUAGUUAAGACAACUUCCACAAUUUUCUAUGAAGCUUUGGAGAAAGUGGCAAUAAAUUUAUUGAGUAAG